AUGAGUGUUCCUGAUGGUGAUCCAACAAAGGGUGCAAAACUUUUCAAGCAACGCUGUUCCCAAUGCCACACCACCGAAAAGGGUGGAAAGCAUAAGACUGGACCUAAUUUACAUGGCUUGAUUGGAAGAAAAACGGGUCAAGCACCUGGAUUCACUUAUACCCCUAGUAAUAUUAACAAAGGUAUCACUUGGGGACCUGAUACCCUCUUCCAAUAUUUGGAAAAUCCCAAAAAAUACAUCCCUGGAACUAAAAUGGUAUUUGCUGGCUUGAAGAAAAAGAAUGAACGAGCCGAUCUAAUCGCCUUUUUAAAGGAAGCAACGAAAUAGUUAUGGAU
Trichoplax adhaerens is the source of this 335-nucleotide messenger RNA. RefSeq lists its product as hypothetical. The coding region runs from base 1 to 327 and encodes 108 amino acids. The transcript is spliced from 5 exons. Lineage: Eukaryota; Metazoa; Placozoa; Uniplacotomia; Trichoplacea; Trichoplacidae. Gene Ontology annotation, molecular function: electron transfer activity; heme binding. Gene Ontology annotation, cellular component: mitochondrial intermembrane space. The record is from RefSeq and is a predicted model, not a curated record. Gene Ontology annotation, biological process: mitochondrial electron transport, cytochrome c to oxygen; mitochondrial electron transport, ubiquinol to cytochrome c.